AUGCCUCCCAAGGGCAAGUUGAAGAACGCACCGAACCAGCACGACAAGCGCCACGAAACCGGCCUCGCGCAGCCGGGCAAGCGAGUGGUCAAGUCCGCCUCGAAUGGGCAGCCCGUCGCGGCACACGCAAAUGGCAAGAUCGCCUCCACCCUUCCACCGUCCACUACUCUCCUCCCCGCGACUGCUCUAGCUCAACAAUCUUCCGCUCACCCCGCCCUCACCCCCGACUCCUCCGACCCCGGCGACUUCACGCCGGACCAUGCGACAACCCCGGAGGACACGGAAAGAGAAAGUGUGGCUGCAGAUCCGCCGCCCGAUGAUGCGGGUUCCGGUGUCGAUAUGGGUGACGUACAAUCCGAGCCAGCACAUGCUGCCACGCCCGCCGAGGCGACUGCUCCAGAAGUGCGAAGGGACACGUACUCCAGCACUACUGCAGUGACCCCUCCCGCCGUCUCGACACUACUGCCUUACUAUCCACUACGCGACGCCAUCGCCCUCCUCAUCCUCCUGCUGUCUCUGCCCCCCACCCUGGUCCUCGUCAUUCAGACCCUCUUCGCUUCCCUCACCUUCGUCCCUCCCACCGCCAGCAUCUCGAUCGCCACCCUGCCCAACAUCAAGGAGAUGUUCAACUCCUCCAACUUCGGCUAUCCCGCCAUGGCCACCAUCCUGAUCGUCGACUUGAUCUUCUGGGUAUGCUGGCUGCCCGUGUGGAAGCCGAUCCAAAACAUCUUCCUCGACCUGUCGCAAGCUGUCAUCGCCAUCUCCCUCAGCGGCGCUGCUGCCGGCACCGGCGGGCCGACGUACAGCAUUGCCACCUGCACCGCCAUUGUCUGUGCCGUGCACGUGCUGCGGUAUAAAGCAAUCCAUCUUACCGCCCUGGACUACCUUCGAUCCGUCCUGCACAAAGCAGCCCUCGACAUGCAAUUUGACGUUCCGCUGUUUGUUUCAAACAUCACCUCCCCACCGUCCGUCGAUAGAGGAUGGUUCCACACCAUCGUUCACACCAUCCUUGGCAUUCACAUUGUUUCACAAGGCGUCACCACCUGCGUUCGUCGCAUUCUCGUCCAGGCCAACCAGCAGAGCGCAGGCGUUCCGGCCAUUACCAAGUCCGAUGCCGAGGCCGUCGUCGGCUCCGAAUCGAACACUCGCAGCGGAAGCGUCGGUGCAGAAGCCGCUCCGUACCACAACACUGCGCAGACUCUCGAUGCGACUCAGAACAAGUCGCUGUCUACUCAUCGCGACGGCAAGAUUCGCGAGUCGGCGACCAAGAAGAAACGCAAGCAAGCCAAUCAGGUUAGGAGCCAGCAACCGCUCUGGGCCGCCAUCGCCAGCACAAAAGUUACCUUUGUCAAGGAAAUGGAGCACCGGGAUGCUUUUGAUGACGCACGCGAAGCUGCGAGGAUGCAGUCGGAUUCCGGCACCAUUCCCAGUCACUCCACUCAGACCACAGGCCGAAUCUGGGUCUGCGAAGUCCGCGACACCGAAAUUCUCUUCAGCGUUGAGGUUCCCCGCACCACUACCCAGUGGACGGGGCAAGAGGCGGAGGAUGCAAGCAGUCAAGCCGCGGGCAUUGACAAAUCGAAGCCAUUCUACAUCCGAGUCAACGGUGCAGCGUGGAGAUCCGUCCGAAUCUCGUCAAACACGGUCAAUGAUGCGUUUGCGGCCGAUGAUGACCGGUAUGAUGGCGAGAUCUUCGGCCUGGCGCCCUUGAGUAGCUAUUGCUGUGAGAUUGUCAGCGCAGCGACACAUCAAGUCCUCUGCUGCGCCAGCAUGAUCACCCAAGCCGCACCCACCGAUGAGCAAGCCGCAACAGCAUCUUCACAAGCACCACACCAAGCCUUCCGGCCAUCUUCGCCGACCACCACCCUCAAGCAAUCGAUCCAGCAAGCCGAAGCGAAGCUCAACGAAACCCGCAAUCGCACGCGAAAGAAUAAGAAAGACCAACGUGCAAUGCAUUCCGAUAUCAAGCGGGAAAUUCACACGCUUCGAAGCAAGCUCGAAAGCUCCGGCGGGACGGAUGACAAGCAGGAACGGAGGUUGAUGCAGAUUACCCAGCACAAGAACCAGGCUGAAGAGGCCGCUGCUGAGAUUAAGCAACAGAUCGAGGCUUUGGGAGUCAUUCCGGAGGAUACGAUUACUGAGUCGGAGGGCAAGCGGAGGAAAUGGCAAGCUGCGUUGGAUGCGAAAGACGCCGCCAGCAAAGCCUUCGAUCGGGCUCGCAACGAGGCCGAUCGUGAGACCAGCGCGCUCAAGUCCGAGAUCAGCCAGACCGAGUCGAAGCUCGAGAGGGUCGCUGCUCGUCUCACCCAGCGCACGCAGGAAUUCGAUGCCCUGGUGUCGAAGCAACAAGCCGACUCGAGCGCGAAGCAGAGACGGGAGGUGGAGCGAGCGCAGACCGUGCAGCGCCGCGAAGACGAAGAGAGCCAAUUCCGGCACCAUAUCGCCACGUUUGAAAUGGAGUUGGCAAGCGUGCAGCAGAAAGCGCAGGACGCCUAUCAGGAGAUUGCCUCUCUGCAAAGCUGGCCGACUUCCUCGCAAAACGCGGCGUAUGCCACCGGCUACUCCUCGCCUCCCACACCCGACAACGCCUUCCCUCACACUGCUCGCAACGGCUCGAUCUCCAGUCCACAUCAACUCAAUGGCUUCCCCGCCAACCAAUUCGGCCCUCACCCUCCUGCGCACUCAUACCAGACUCCUCACCACUCCGCGCACCCCUCCUUCUCCAUCAACAACACCCACCAGCAAGCCGGCGCCGCCGCUCGUGGCCGCAGCUCCUCAAUGCUUAGCCAGUACUCCGGCUUCACGGACAACGGCGACGAGUACGCCUUUGCCCCGGAGCACCUACACCAGCAGCAGCAUCAGCCGCAUCAACAGCCGCACAUCCGCGCGCCGCACUACAGCUCGCCUCCCACCGCCGCCGCCGUGGAAAAUACACAUGCUGUCCUGGGCGCGGAUCGCUCGGGUUCAGCGUCGGUGGCGAGUGGCAGUGCCGGCUCGAAUAGUCCUCGUCCGUCGGAUGCGCGGCCGCCUUUUGCUGUCAAGCCUAUUGGACCGCCGGGCAAGGGAAAGGAGAAGAUGGGGAUGUGGCAUGUUGAGAACAGUAGUGGGGCGCCAUGA
Molecule: messenger RNA, 3117 nt
Organism: Neohortaea acidophila
Lineage: Eukaryota; Fungi; Ascomycota; Dothideomycetes; Mycosphaerellales; Teratosphaeriaceae
Exons: 1
Coding region: 1-3117 (1038 amino acids)
Source: RefSeq, a predicted model, not a curated record